Messenger RNA from Heterobasidion irregulare TC 32-1, 1636 nucleotides. RefSeq lists its product as uncharacterized. Lineage: Eukaryota; Fungi; Basidiomycota; Agaricomycetes; Russulales; Bondarzewiaceae. The record is from RefSeq and is a predicted model, not a curated record. Gene Ontology annotation, molecular function: ATP binding. The transcript is spliced from 4 exons. Bases 172 to 1494 code for a protein of 440 amino acids.
UUUGUUUACCAAUGGUGGCCGCGCCACCCGAAAGGUCCGACUCUUCGAAAGGAACAUGCGCCCACAGGAUACCGAACGCCCAACAGAAUCAUAUGGGGACACUCUAUCGGUGAUUUCUAUUUUAUCCAGCGCGUUCCCAACACGGAUGUCGUGACGAUCUGGUCGCGAUCCAUGAUCGACGAGUUCGGAGAGAACUAUGCCAGUGAGGCGUUCGAGAUGGAACCUCACCCACGGCUACGCAGGCCAUGGCCUUUGUUGCAAAUUCCCAAGGGACAUAUGUUGGAUGAUCACUAUGGCAUUCCCGAUGAGGGAUCGGAGCACGGCGGUUGCUUUGAGCGGAUCGUAGACGAUGAAGAGGAAGGAGAUCACGCCACAUAUAGAUCGUUAAAAGAUCUUCAUGUGGACUUGAAGGCUGAGGUGGCCAGUGCUGAUAAAGGGGACCACGAAAUUCUGGCGGAGAUGCCUCCAGCAUUAGAAGAGUUCAUCCCAAACGAAUAUCUGCCUGAUAUAAUUCUUGUUGAUGAUACUCAAAGGAGGGUGAUCGACCUUUCCUACCACGAUACAGACGACGAGACGCGCAGGAAGCUGUCCUCAAUGCCUUUGAAAUACAGUCGCGUUCUUCCUUCACUUGAAAACCCUGAGAGCACCAUAAAGCAUCAAGAAGACGAAACGGUAACGACAACGGAAAAAGGACGACAAGACAAACCUGCGCACGAGCUCCGAGUGGCGCGCCUGCGUCUCAAAGCUGAGAAUAAACUUGGCUCCGGCCAUCACUCUGAUGUCUAUCUGGCUCCAUUGGAGCUCCCGAAACCUCUCACCGCGCGCACGCCGUCUGGAGCAGUUGCUGUUGCGGCAAAGCUAGCUUAUCCACGAAGUGAGGCACGAUCUCUGCUUGAGAACGAGGGCAUCAUCUACAAUGCGUUUCCGCGACACCUGCAGGAAGAGUGGUGCGGGUACAAUCUCGUCCCGCCUAUCAAACACCCCGUUCCCGUUGGCGCCGUCGUGCCAAAGUUCUUUGGCUACUAUGAGCCGGUUUUCGACCCGAAUGACCUACAUGUUUCAGAUGAAGUAAAGGAAGAAAUGCGCCACUGCAUCGAGGGACUCAGCCCGAUCCUACUUAUGGAACACUGCGGCCAGCCCAUCGAUUCUAGUGCAUUCUCCUACGACGACAAGAUGGAGUGUUUUUCCCUCCUUCAACGUUUGCACCACGAGGACUUCCUCCAGAACUCAUUCCACAGACGCAAUAUCCUCGUCCAGCCCGGUCCACUGACAGCCCCACCUAUACAGCGCUCACACAAGCAGCCCUCAUUCCGUAUCAUCGACUUCGGUCGUACGAAAGACUGGGGCGCCGUAAUCGACAAGGUGAAACGCAAUCACAGUGCCAAGGAUGUUGCUGAGAUCCUCAAAACAAAGCGGGACACGCUUCGUUUUGACAAGCAGCAAGAGUCCAAGAGCGCCUGGGAGGAGCUGUCAAUGGACGAUUACAAUUAUUGAGAUGCAUGAUGAACGGCGAUCUACCUCUGAUUUCGGUGUGACACGUUUAGAUAUUGUAUUUGCUAUCAUCUUUCUCUGUUACUGCGGCCUCGAUGUACUUUUGUGAAAUGAAACUUGACUGGUAGCGGUCAAGACUUUGUCG